AUGAGUAAAGUAAUAGUUGGCACAGUAAUAAUUUUUCUAGGAUUAAUGAUUUGUUAUUGGUUAAGAAAGAAAAAUAAUAAAAAAAGGAUUGGUAGAUUAGAAAGAGUUUUAGGCGAAAGUGAUUAUCAAAGAUUAGCAAUUGCCUCUUUUGAAAAGUGUUUAGAUUGUGGAGGAUGUGCCAUGGAUAGUAAAGGUUGUUGUUCUAAUUGUGUAAAAAGUGUAAAUUCUUCGGAAAAUAAUAAUAGCACAGAAGCACAUUGUCAAGGACAUAACCACGAACAUAAGCAUCAUAACCAUUCUAAUUGA
Funneliformis geosporum is the source of this 306-nucleotide messenger RNA. NCBI's taxonomy places the organism in Eukaryota, Fungi, Glomeromycota, Glomeromycetes, Glomerales, Glomeraceae. The record is from the annotation of a GenBank genome assembly.